AUGAAUUACACUCCUUUAGAUCCUAAUCACAUGCAACAGCAGGCGGCCACUGUGCUGUGCUGCAACUGUGGUGUGCCUAUGGACGGGUCCAGCGGCUUGGUGAUGUGCUAUGACUGUAUCAAGAUGACUGUCGACAUCACGGAGGGAAUUCCGCGGGAGGCGAACGUGUCAUUUUGCAGGAACUGUGAGCGUUUUUUGCAGCCGCCAGGCCAGUGGAUCAGGGCGGAGCUAGAAUCGCGCGAGCUGCUCGCGUUGUGUCUGCGCCGCCUAAAGGGCCUGAACAAAGUCAGGCUAGUGGAUGCAUCGUUCAUAUGGACAGAGCCUCAUUCGAGGCGUAUCAAAGUAAAGCUGACCGUGCAGGGUGAAGCGAUGACCAACACGAUCAUACAGCAGACCUUCGAGGUGGAGUACGUGGUUGUGGCGAUGCAGUGUGCGGAUUGUGCAAGGUCGUACACUACAAACACAUGGAGGGCCAGCGUGCAGAUUAGACAGAAGGUGCCACACAAGAGAACCUUCCUGUACUUGGAGCAGCUGAUUUUGAAGCACAACGCACAUGUGGACACUAUCUCUAUUUCUGAGGCUAAGGACGGUCUAGAUUUCUACUACAGUCAAAAAAACCAUGCAGUUAAGAUGCUGGACUUUCUGAACGCAGUUGUCCCGGUCAAGGCAAAGAAAUCCGAGGAGUUGAUAUCUCAGGACACACACACCGGUGCAUCCACAUACAAGUUCACCUACUCCGUUGAGCUUGCUCCAAUAUGUAGGGACGAUCUGGUAGUUUUGCCCAAGAAACUCGCGCACAAUGUUGGUAAUAUCACACAGUUUGUGCUGUGUUCCAAGGUCAGCAAUACCCUACAGUUUCUCGACCCAACCACGCUACAGACGGCUGACGUUCCAGCGUCUGUAUACUGGAGGACCCCAUUUAACAACUUGGCAGACGUUUCGCAACUCAUCGAGUUUAUUGUGCUAGAUGUUGAACCAACGGGCGACGUGCGCGGCAGGUGGGUAUUGGCCGAUGUUACAGUGGCAAGAGCAUCUGACCUGGGCGUUAACGACCAGGUUUACUAUGUUCGCUCCCAUCUGGGCGCCAUUUGUCACCCUGGAGACAGCGUAAUGGGUUAUUACAUUGCCAACUCCAACUAUAACUCUGAUCUUUUUGACACGCUAAACUUCGACCGUGUUCCUGAUGUUGUUCUUGUGAAGAAACUCUACCAGAGGAAGACCCGGAAGAACAGAAACUGGAAGUUGAAGAGAAUGGCGAAGGAGCAUAAAGACAUUGAUGCAUCGCAGGACUACUCCUCAAGGCAGCAGAAGGUUGAUCAAGAACGCGCUGAAAGAGACUACGAACUGUUCUUGCAGGAGUUGGAAGAAGACCAGGAAAUGAGGCAAGCUAUCAACCUUUACAAGAACAGCAAGCCUGUAGAUAGCGAAGAAAUGCAAGAGACUGACGACGAGGCUCCACAGAUCGAUAUAGACGAGCUGCUAGAUGAACUGGACGAAAUGAAUCUAGACGAUCCUGUUGAAGAGCAGGGAGAAGCAUGA
Eremothecium gossypii ATCC 10895 is the source of this 1539-nucleotide messenger RNA. RefSeq names its product ribosome-binding protein NMD3 (gene NMD3). Gene Ontology annotation, cellular component: nucleus; cytoplasm. The coding region runs from base 1 to 1539 and encodes 512 amino acids. NCBI's taxonomy places the organism in Eukaryota, Fungi, Ascomycota, Saccharomycetes, Saccharomycetales, Saccharomycetaceae. The transcript has a single exon. The record is from RefSeq and is marked provisional. Gene Ontology annotation, biological process: ribosomal large subunit export from nucleus. Gene Ontology annotation, molecular function: ribosomal large subunit binding.